GUAGCUCCACUUUGCUGGUGGCAACAGUCGCGUGGACAACUAUGUGGAGCACAAACCGCUAUCUCUGGUUAAUUGGACUUUUGCUGCUGCUCUCGUGCCUGCAGAGCGUGCAGCUAAAGAAAUACGUCGUAAGGACGGACGGGUGCAAGAUCGAGGAUCCGUAUCCAUAUGAUGCCGAAGUAUGGCGUCACUUUAAGCGCAUGAAGUACACGCCCUGCAGCACACUGCAGCCUCUAACCCGGAUGGAGUACAAUGCCAGCUCGGAGUUCUAUCAGCUCCAUAUCGAUCCGAGCGCGUUCCAGCAGUAUCUGAAGAUUGACCUCGACUUUGCGGCGCAGUCGGCGAGCUCGCCCAGCUGCUGCUAUAUGCCCGUGGAGCGUGUCACGGAGAAGGAGGUGGAUCUGGGCGCCACAUGCAUUCCCUUCCAGAGUGGAGUGCAGCUGCGCAACAUGACGAUCGGCUUCCUGGUCGAGUGCUAUGCGAAUGGCAAAAGGAUCUAUACGAACGGGCACGCAACUGUGCCGGAGCGCGGGAACGUGCGUCGCCGGCUGCAAAAAUGGACGGAGGAACGUGGAGGAGCUGCGCCCAGUGUGCUGCUCGUGGCCAUGGACACGAUCUCGCGGCAGCAGCUGAUGCGAGCGAUGCCCCUGACACGGCAAUAUCUGCAGUACACGGGCUGGUUCGAGCUGGCGGGCUACAACAAGGUGGAGGACAACACGUUGCCCAAUGUGCUGCCUUUGACGACGGGCUACAAUCGCAAUAGCGUGAACCGCAUGUGCAAUCCGCAUGAGGAGAAGGGUCUGGAACGUUGCACGUUCAUCUGGAAACUCUAUCAGGAUCUGGGCUAUGUGACGGCCUUCGGGGAGGAUGACACGCCCAUCAACACGUUCAACUAUCUGAUCAAGGGCUUUCGCCAACCGCCCGUCGACUAUUAUUUGCGUCCCUAUCUGAUGGCCGCGGAGCAGUGGCUGGACGGGAGCGGGAGCCAGCUGGAGCAGGAUGCGCAACCGUGCCUGGGCUAUCGGCAUGCCGCGGAGCAUGUGUACGAGUUUGCGCUGGAGUUCACGCGUCGCUAUCGGAACGAUAGCUUCUUUGGGUUCUUCUGGACGAACACGCACAGCCACGGGAACAGCAUUAGCCGGACGAGCGCAAUGGAUCGGUAUAUGCGCACGUUCUGGAAGCGCAUGUUCGAGCAGGGCACCAUGGAGCAGACAAUUGUGUUCUUCCUCAGUGAUCAUGGCCUGCUCGACGGAUCCACCAGGCGGACGCCGCUCGGCUGGCUGGAGGAACGUUUGCCCUUUCUAUAUAUUUGGUUGCCGCCGCAUUUAAGGCAAUCCCAUCCGGAAUUUGUCGAAGCACUGAGUCUGAAUCGUCAACGUUUGACCAGUCCGUUCGACGUGUUUGUCACGCUGAAGCACAUCCUCCGGCUGGCCAGUCCCAAUGACCUGGCCCAUUUGGUGGGCGAUGCCGUCGAUUGCCCCAGCUGCCAGAGCCUGCUGCAGCCGGUGCCGCUGGGCAGGACCUGUGCGGAUGCCGGCAUUCCGGAGCAUUGGUGCACCUGCAGAUCCUACCACAUCUACAGCAGAUAUACGUCGGCGGAUUAUCUGAUGGCCCAGUUGAUGGUGCAGCAUAUUAAUGCGCUUUUUGAGAAAUACGGCGAUGGAAAAUAUGCGGGUCUCUGCAAGCCCUUGACCCUGAUGAACAUCACCCGGGCCUCGAUUGCCCGGCUUAAUAAUGCCGAUAAUCCGCGCAUCUCAAUACAUCGGAUACAGAUCCAGGUCGAGCCAACAAAGUCGAUUUUCGAGGCAACAUUGAGCCACAAUACCAGCUCCCAAAAUAUGGUGAUAUCAGGUUUUAGUCGUCUGGAUGAACAAAAACCCUUUUGCUAUGGAGAAAAAUUGCAAGAAUUUAUUUGCGAUUGUCGCUAGGAACAGCUGGGUGCUUGACUGGCUCGAGCCAGCCAAGAUUAAGAUUAAACUAAAACGGAUUAAUUGUCAUAACCUCAUUUACUUAACACUAGGAUUGACCAGGUCUAAGGUGUAUAUAUAUAUGUAAAAUGUGUACUUACCUGAAAAUUCACACAAUUUUAUUAGAAUCUCUUAGUACGAGGCAGACAGACGUUUAUAUCACAGAAAGAAAAAGAAGUAGUUAAUUUUAAUUUCAUUAUACAAUUUUUUAAAUUCAAAUUCAAACCAACCUGCGCCAUAUCAUAAAUUCGAUAUUUAUAACAACUCGUCAUCGAUAGUUGCUCAUCACGACUCGGUGGCGAUAGUUGGUAACUUACAGAUAUUCAUCGUCACGUGUUAUCGUUGCUGAUCGACAAUCGUGCUGCCACUGCGUUAUCGAAUAUUUUUAAAUGCCUAUAUUUAAGAAAAUACGCAAUAAAUUUAUUUCUGUUGCCGGAAAUGGAAAACAAUA
Messenger RNA from Drosophila montana, 2418 nucleotides. RefSeq lists its product as uncharacterized. Bases 42 to 1928 code for a protein of 628 amino acids. The transcript has 2 exons. Lineage: Eukaryota; Metazoa; Arthropoda; Insecta; Diptera; Drosophilidae. The record is from RefSeq and is a predicted model, not a curated record.